CUGAAGUCUGACACAAAAAGCAAGGUAUUUUAAAAUUUCGUGAUAUUAUUUUCAUGGUCAAGAAAACGAUUGUACUAAUAAAGUAACUCGCAAAAUGUUCCGAUUAACUAGAAAUAUAUAUCCUACCGUAUCAAAGGCCCUUUUCAACCGGGCCACUCCAACAGAAAGUGGUAUUUUAAUACUUGUGCAAGGAUCGAAAAACUUUUCUUCUCUGGCCGAUAAUGAGAAAUUUUCAUUAAAACAUGAAGAAGUGGGCCGACCCCUUUAUUUUGAUGCCCAAGCAACAACUCCUAUGGACCCUAGAGUUCUUGAUGCAAUGCUGCCAUAUCUAGUCAACUACCAUGGCAACCCACACUCGCGAACGCACACUUACGGCUGGGAAAGUGAAGCUGCUGUAGAAAAGGCCAGAGAACAAGUUGCUAAUUUGAUUGGGGCCGAUCCCAAGGAAAUCAUUUUCACAUCAGGAGCUACUGAGUCUAACAAUAUAUCUGUGAAAGGUGUGGCCAGAUUCUAUGCACCCAGGAAGAAGCACAUUGUGACAACACAAAUUGAGCAUAAAUGUGUAUUGGACUCAUGCAGAGCACUGGAAGGAGAAGGAUUCAAAGUUACAUACUUGCCUGUUGGACCUAACGGAAUCAUCAACCUAGAAGAACUGGACAAAGCAAUGACACCAGAAACAAGUCUUGUUUCCAUCAUGGCAGUCAACAAUGAAAUAGGUGUGAAGCAGCCAAUAUCUGACAUUGGGGCCAUGUGCAAGAGCAAGAAAGUAUUUUUCCACACUGAUGCAGCCCAAGCUGUGGGUAAAAUAGAUCUGGAUGUCAACAAAAUGAAUAUUGAUUUGAUGUCAAUAUCUGGGCACAAAGUUUAUGGACCUAAAGGGGUUGGCGCAUUGUUCAUAAGGAGACGGCCAAGGGUGAGGGUGGAGCCCAUACAGAGCGGUGGAGGCCAGGAGAGGGGCAUGAGGAGUGGAACUGUACCAACACCUUUGGCAGUGGGUUUAGGUGCGGCGUGCGAGCUGGCUCAGCGUGAGAUGGCGUACGACCACGCCUGGGUCACCAAGCUCUCGCAGAGGUUCCUGGACCAGAUCUACUCCAGGCUAACACAUGUCAUCAGAAACGGAGACGAAAUCGAAACUUACCCUGGAUGCGUCAAUGUUUCUUUUGCUUAUGUUGAAGGUGAAUCUCUAUUAAUGGCUCUCAAGGACGUGGCGCUGUCCAGCGGCUCGGCGUGCACGUCGGCGUCGCUGGAGCCCUCCUACGUGCUGCGAGCCAUCGGCACUGAUGAGGACUUGGCCCACAGCUCCAUCAGAUUCGGAAUAGGCAGAUUCACGACCAUAGAGGAAGUAGAUUACACAGCUGAAAAGACAAUAAGGCAUGUGGAGAGACUUCGGGAGAUGAGCCCACUCUGGGAGAUGGUACAGGAAGGAGUGGACAUCAAGACCAUACAGUGGUCCCAACACUAAACCUCACCAAGACGUCCACAUCUUGAACCAGACCAAGUCAAAGAAGGCAUGUCUGACCAAGAUGUGUACACGAAGACAAAGAAGGCACGUCUAAGUUAACUGUUAUUUUUAAGAGAGAUACUGAAUAAAUAUAGUAUUGUAAUCUUUUUAUGAGUCUAUACUAGAAGAACUCUAUGAGCAAAGUACAUAAUUAUAAAAUGUU
Molecule: messenger RNA, 1664 nt
Organism: Plutella xylostella (diamondback moth)
Lineage: Eukaryota; Metazoa; Arthropoda; Insecta; Lepidoptera; Plutellidae
Gene: Nfs1
Product: Nfs1 cysteine desulfurase
Biological process (GO): [2Fe-2S] cluster assembly
Cellular component (GO): nucleus; cytosol; mitochondrion
Molecular function (GO): pyridoxal phosphate binding; cysteine desulfurase activity
Source: RefSeq, a predicted model, not a curated record